Molecule: messenger RNA, 1683 nt
Organism: Didymella exigua CBS 183.55
Lineage: Eukaryota; Fungi; Ascomycota; Dothideomycetes; Pleosporales; Didymellaceae
Product: quinate permease
Exons: 2
Coding region: 1-1683 (560 amino acids)
Biological process (GO): carbohydrate transport; transmembrane transport
Cellular component (GO): membrane
Molecular function (GO): carbohydrate:proton symporter activity
Source: RefSeq, a predicted model, not a curated record
AUGCCUUUCAAGCUACAGAACCCGUGGAAGGAGAACCUGAAGGACACACCAAAGGAGUCCUUGAACUGGCGCCUUUGGUAUGGCGUGCUCGUCUUCGGUCUGAUGGGCGCCGCCCGUGGUAUCGACGAAGGCCUCAUUGGCACCACUUCUGAACUUGAGCCCUUCAAGAAGAAGUUUGGUCUCGAGGACCACAGCAAGUCGGAGCACGAGAUUGCUGAACUUUUGUCCAACAUCACCUCCAUGGUACAGAUGGGUUCCAUCCUCGGUGCCCUGGUCGCCUUCGUUGUCACUGACCGCAUCGGUCGUCUUUGGGCUACACGUCAACUCUGCGUCAUCUGGGUCGUUGGUAUCUCUAUCUUCCUUGCCAGCAGUGCAACCGGAAGCAUCGGUAUGAUCUACGCUGGACGGUUCAUUGCUGGUAUUGGCAUUGGUCAGACCACGGUCGUUGCACCCACCUACCUGGCUGAGACUGCUCCGCGUGCUAUUCGUGGUCUUUGCGUCUGCGCCUUCUCCGGUGCAGUCUACCUUGGCAUCAUGUUGGCAUACUUCGCAUCUUGGGGCUCUUCUAUACAUAUUUCCAGCAGCACUGAUGCUCAGUGGCUCGUUCCUAACAGCAUGCACUUGAUGUUCGCCGGUCUCAUCUUCGUCCUUUCCUUUGGCGCUAAGGAGAGUCCUCGUUGGCUCAUCAAGGUCGGCCGUCACGAGGAGGCUCUCAAGAACCUCGCUCAACUCCGCAAUCUGCCCGCCGACCAUCCAUACAUCCAAACCGAAGUCAUCGACAUCAACGACCAGCUGAACCGCGAGCGCGAGGCCACAAUGGGCACGACCUGGUUGGGUCCCGUUAGGGAGAUGUUCUCCAGCAAGGCCAAUCUGUACCGUCUCCAGCUCUCUGUCAUGUCCCAGCUGCUCGGACAGUGGUCAGGUGCCAACUCGAUCACCAUCUACGCGCCCAAGUACUUUGCGAUGAUGGGAACGACUGGUCAGAACGAGAAACUGUUCGCUACAUCCGUCUUUGGCAUUGUAAAAUUCGCCAGCAGUAUGCUCUGCGCUUUCUUCCUCAUCGACUUCAUCGGCCGCAAGCGCUCCCUGUCAACCGGCAUCACUAUUCAGUUGAUCUCCAUGCUUUAUAUGGCCAUCUUCCUCCUCGUCGACAACAAGAUUGCGGACAAAAAUGUGCCUCAGACAUCAGCCCAGAAACACGCCGCAAUGGGCGCUAUCGUCAUGAUCUAUUUCAGUGGUUUCGGAUGGGCUCUUGGUUGGAACUCAAUUCAGUACCUGAUCAACUCCGAGAUCUACCCGCUCCGCCUCCGUGCUCUCGGUGGUUCGUUCGCCAUGACCUUCCACUUCGUCAACCAGUACGGCAACUCCAAGGCUGUCCCUCUUAUGUUCUUGUCCAUGACGACUGGUGGCACUAUGAUGUUCUUCAGCUGUGUCACCGCUAUCGGUCUCGUUUGGGUCUGGUUUUUCCUGCCCGAGACCAGCGGACGCAGCCUCGAGGCUCUCGACGAGAUGUUCAACCUGCCCUGGCACCUCAUCGGUCGCAAGGGUGCAGCUCUUACUGCCGGAUCUGGUGGUCUUUCUGAGGUUCUCGACCAGUCUGGCGAGAAGGCUGCCACCAUCGAGAUGGAGAACUCUGACUCUAAGGUUCAGGGUCAGGAGCACACCGUUGAGCGCAAGGUUUAA